Molecule: messenger RNA, 2603 nt
Organism: Prunus persica (peach)
Lineage: Eukaryota; Viridiplantae; Streptophyta; Magnoliopsida; Rosales; Rosaceae
Product: RHOMBOID-like protein 13
Exons: 2
Coding region: 1378-2187 (269 amino acids)
Cellular component (GO): membrane
Molecular function (GO): serine-type endopeptidase activity
Source: RefSeq, a predicted model, not a curated record
GCAUGUGAAUAUUCAUUUUUUCCCACCUAUGAAGCACAAUUUCUUCAACCUCGAGAAAAUGUUCGGCAUAUAUUCCACUUGCCAUAAUAUCUUUUAUUUUGCCAAGCAUAUUAUUCAUCCUUUCAUAAAUUUCACCCAUCUUUUGGCCGUCACCAUCAUCAAAUUGUACCACAAGAUAAAUUGGCUUUGUGAAAUCUAAUAUUGCCUCAACAUGUUCCCAAAAAGUAUCAUCUUGCACAAAGAAUAAAAAAAAAAAAAUAACCCUAAAAAAACCUAGCCCACCCAAUCCCACUCGCAUCUCAUCAAGCACCUGCAACCUCCUCUCUCUCCCUUUCUCUCUCGUUGUGGGGAAGAGAAGAUGGGGCGUUGGGGCAAUGAUUAUCGGGUUGGGAACUGGGAAGUGGGAGAAGGAGGGGUUUUUUUUUUUUUUCCCUUUUAAUUUUUAGUUUUUAGUUUUUAAUUUAUUUACUAUUUUAUUUAACUGGACUUUUUUACCCCUUUAUUUGAUGACAAUAUUGCAUAAUGUAACAGUAGGACCAAUGUGUCGAUUGAUAAAGAGUUGAUGGAUCAUUUGAAUGAAUAAUUUAGUUGAGAGAUCAAAAUGCAACUCGGGUAUAAAUUUGAAGACAAUUUGAGUAAAUAACCAUUUAGUAUAUUAGGGUCUCUCUCAAUAAAAAAGAUCAUUUUAAAAAAAUUAAAUAAAAAAUAAAAUUUUAAAAAAAGAGACCUGGAAAGCUCACAGACCUUCUAGCCCAUCAUCGUCUCUGUCACUUCCUCGUUGAGUCCCCAUUUCCUUUCUUCUGUCUUUCUCAUCUCCAUCGAAUUAGCAGCCUCAUUUUACGGACAGACAUUGAUUUUCGCUGCUUCCUCCUAGAGCGCGCGCAGAUCUUCUUUACAACACAGCACCUGCCCCACUCCACCUCACUCAGGAACCUAAUUUCAUUGCCUCAAGGUCUAAGCUUAUGAAAUUUAAUAUUUCUCUGAAGCUAGGAUUCUCCUUGUUGUGCAUGAAGUUUCAUGCAACUUAUUAAAUUCAUCGAGGAAGUGGUUUUGGAUUGAUUCUCAAAGUUCCCACCCAUUUCUUGGAUUGGUGUCUUGUGCACAUUUUGGAUGGUGGGUUGUGUGAAUCUUCACGUUUUAUUGAAGAUUUUUUAUCCAGGUAUUCUUAAAUUCGUGAACUCUGAGUAGUUUCUGAAACAGUUCUGGGGUUUCGAGAAAGCCCUUUCAUUUAUAAACUAUGAGGGAGCUCUAAAUAUCUGGUCAUGUUUGGUACUGCAAAAGUGGUCUUGAUUCUUCAGCAGCUUAUUACUAUUGUGGAAAUUGUCGUAUUGAGAUUAUAUAGUUGAGUUUGAAGCAUCCUUAAGAAAUAUAUUAUAGAUGGGUAGGCCGUUGGUUUUCGAGAUCUUGGAAAAACCAGCCACGAGUUGUUUCAUAGGAAUAUGCAGUGCAAUUUGGUUCUACAUACAGAAGAAAAACAUUGGGUAUUCACAUGUGGGCUUGAGUUAUGAAACUGCCAUUGCAGGGCACCAUUGGAGGAUUAUAACUUCAGCUUUUUCUCAUAUAAGCAUUCUUCAUCUUGUUUUCAAUAUGAGUGCACUUUGGAGUCUUGGGGUAGUAGAAAAGUUGGGGCCUAUAGGUCUCGGGAUGGAAUAUUAUCUGCAGUACACACUUGUCUUGGUUGUACUUUCCGGAGCGCUAGUCUUGGGGAUGUACCAUAUCUUAAUCCAAAAAUUCAAGAUUGAGUAUUUUCGGAGAGUUACUGCUGUUGGGUAUUCUUGUGUUGUUUUUGGUUGGAUGACGAUUCUUUCUGUCAAGCAACCUACAUCCAAGUUGCAUCUUUUUGGAUUUCUUUCACUUCCCAUUAGUUUUGCUCCAUUUGAGUCACUUAUUUUUACUUCAAUCAUCGUUCCUCAAGCAAGUUUUAUCGGUCAUUUAUCUGGAAUUGUUGUUGGGUAUGCUAUCGCAUGGGGUUUAAUUCAUGGUAUGAACAACUACUGGGCAGUUUCCAUGUUGGGAUGGAUUGUACUUGUUUCUGUGUUCAGUUUGAAGCGAUCUGGUGCAUAUGAUUUCAGUUUUCUUGAGAUUGAAUCUGUUACUGAUCCUUCAUUGCCAUCUGUACGGUUUGUUGGAAAUGGUAGAACAUUGCAAAUGAGCGCAUUACCAGCUACAGGUGUUGAGCUUGUGUAAUAUAUUUGUAAAUGCAACCUUGACUUGGGGUCUAGUUAUUGCAGAGUUUAGAUCCACCAAGCCUUAGUCAUACUUGAAACUUUGUUGAUUUUUCGGAACAUUCCAGAUUGGUCACCUCUGCCCACUGUGGUGAUACAAAUCCCAGGGUGCUACGGUUUGACCCGUUAGAGUGAUCGAUUGUGCUUGCUGCAUAUGUUAGGGUUGAUUGUCAUUGUUGUGUUAUAGGAACGGUUUUUUAAUUAUCAUUUGUAGUAUCUCUUGAGUCUGUUAAAUUGAGCAGAUAAUGUAUCAUUCUACUACUGUUUUCUCAGAGAAAUGAUGGAAGAUGAAUUGUGUAAUGGUGUUGACAAUACGCAUGCAGUCGUUUAUUGUACGAUACAAGCCUUGAGGAAGAUAAUUCAUUUAUUCUUUGUUCA